UCUUGAUGUUGUUUGGCGUGUAUCGGAUGAUGCUUAGUGUUACAUCUAGCGGGGGAUUCUGUCCUUUCCAGCGGGAGUAGGCGACUCUCCACGUCGUUUCAGGAGGACCAGACGUCGGGUAGCCUACCUGUCCUCAAAGACCCCGCCACCAUGGAUUUCUCCUUCAUGGCAACGCAGAUUCCAGUGAUGACAGGUGCCUUCAUGGACUCGUCUCUCAACGAUGACUACAGCACAGAUCACUCUCUGUUCAACUCGUCCGCCAGCGUCCACGCUGCCUCCAUGGUAGCUCACAGUCAGCCUGAGGAGUCCCAGUCCAUGUCCGGGGACGCCAUUUGGCUCUGGAUUGCCAUCACCGCCACCAUUGGGAACAUUGUAGUUGUGGGUGUCGUGUAUGCAUUCACAUUCUGA
This is a messenger RNA of Epinephelus fuscoguttatus (brown-marbled grouper), 408 nucleotides long. RefSeq lists its product as uncharacterized. The transcript has 2 exons. The record is from RefSeq and is a predicted model, not a curated record. Bases 151 to 408 code for a protein of 85 amino acids. Lineage: Eukaryota; Metazoa; Chordata; Actinopteri; Perciformes; Serranidae.